CAAGGGAGGCAUUCAAAUGUGCCAAGUCAACAUAAUUCAAGAUCCCUUCCAGAGGGGAAAAUGAAUGCCUGUUUCAGAGAAGGCGACAUUGAGGCUGUCAUUUGCUCAGGAAACCAAAAGCUAGAGCUGAGAUCAGUCUGUGGUUUUAGAGGGUGAGGGAGGAGGAGGAUUCAGAGGAGACUGAUUUCUGGACAGCAAUGAGUGCCCGGGCCACACGACCCCGAAGCCGACGAGGGAGGCACGCUCCACCCGGUGAGCUGGACCCUGUGGCAGAAAGUUCAGAGGAGGCUGAGGCGGCCCGUGGGAGUUCUGAGCUGGGCCCUGCGCACUCUCAGGAGAGCUGCAAGCUGGAGCCGCUGGGCCCUGAGGUGGAGGCCAGAGGGCAGGGCAUGGGGAGCAGGACCAACAAAGAAGCUGAUGGGGCCUCUAGCAGGGGGCUGGCUCCAGCACCCGAGGGACCCCAUGAUCCUGCAGAGGAAGCCCACCAUGCCCCAGAGGCAGCCCCAUGGGAUGGGGAGACUGUCCCCCCCAGGCCUGGAGCCCCCGAUGUAUUUCAGACCCUACAGCAUGCUCUGAGCUCACUGGAGGCAGCCGCUGCGGCCUGGCGCCGCAGGCCCCCGAGCUGUGCCGGGCCAGUGGAGGAGGAGGGCAGAAGCGAGGGGAGAACAAGGCCCUGCUUGGAGCAGGACGGGGCAGGGGGCUGCCAGCGGGAGGCGGCCCGCCUGUGGGAGAGGAAUGCCUGGCUGCGUUUGGCCCUGGGCAGCCGUGAAGAUGAGCUGAUCCGUACGCAGGCCUCCCUACAGGCCAUCCAGGCUGAGAAGGACACGCUGCAGAGAGAGGUCCAGGAGCUGCAGGAUUCCCUGCUGAGGCUGGAGCCCUUCCCACCUCCCUCCCGUGGCCAAGCGGGGGGCUUGGGCAGUGGUUCCAGCAGCUCUGGGGCAGAUGAGGAGCCCUGGGGGACUCAUGACCCCUUCUCCCUGGCUCACCCCCUGCUCCGGCGCCUCCAGAGUGAUUCCAGCACCCAGAUGCUUGGGCCUCUCCCCACCCAGCCCCUCGCCCCUGAGAUGCACAUCAUGGAAGCCCAGAUGGAGCAGCUCCGGGGGAGCAUCGAGAAGCUCAAAUGCUUCAACCGCCUGCUGUCUGCUGUGCUCCAGGAGUACAAGGGCCGGUGUGAGGGCCUCAGCAUGCAGCUGGGCCAGCGGGAGGCCGAGGCCACUGCACUGCGCCUGGCCUUGCAGUACAGUGAGCACUGUGAGGAGGCGUAUGGGGCCCUGCUCACUCUGGGGGGAGCGGGCUCAAGAGCAGCAGAGGAAGCCCUCACGAGUGACCUGGAGGUGGCGGAGAAGGAAGCUCAGAGGCUGCUGGCACAAGAGGAGGCUCCCAUGGAUGGAGGGACCCUGAGGGAUCCACAACCAAGCCCCGAUGGCAGCAGUGUGGAUAGGCCCACACCACAGGAGGUGGCUACCCAGCUCCGGGGCUAUGUCCAGCGUCUCCAGGAGCGCCGUGCUCUGGUGAAGAUUCCCCCAGAGCCUGGCCCCACCUUGGCACCCAUGCCCACUGUGCCCCAUGCAGAAGCCAUGGUGCAGGCCAUUCUGGGGACCCAGCUUGGCCCAGCUCUGCCCCGGCUGGAGAAGAUGCAGAUCCAGCAAGACUUGGCAGCCACACGGGAGGCCCUGGCGGACCUAAUGCUGCGGCUACAGCUAGUUCGGCGGGAGAAGCGGGGUCUGGAGCUGCGGGAGGCUGCCCUCCGAGCCCAGGGCCCGGCCCACGUGCUCCUGCUGGAGCAGCUGCAGUGGGAGCAGGCACAGCUCCGGACUGGGGGUGCCGACAGCAGCGGUGGAGACAGCAGUGGCGGCCGGAGCAGCGGAGACGACGAGCGCUCUCAGGGCCCUCCUGCUGUCCCUGGUGGCAGCAGGGACAUCAAUGGCGGCCAGGUGGGCAAAAUGCAGGCCUCAGAGGAGCUGGCCCAGGAACUGGCGGCGUCACUCACCCGGGCCCUGGGCCUGAAGGAGCAGCUGCAGUCUCUGUGGGAGGAGCUGGAACAGAUGGCUCAGAAGGGGCGAGCCAGACGUGCUCAGAGUGCUGAGCUGAACAGUGAUUUAUGCAAGGCUCACAGCGCCCUGGUCCUGGCCUUCCUCGAUGCCCACCGGAAGCAGGGGCAGCGGCAACGGCAACUGGAGCAGCAGGUGGCGCUGAUGGAGGCCCGACAGGCGGAGGAGCUGGCGCUGCUGGAGGCCACAGCGAGGGCCUCGGGGAAGCCCCGGCCGGGGGAGACCUUUCUGUAGGCCCGGCCCUGGCCGCGUCUGGACAUGCUGGACAGCUGUGGCGGGCCCUGUCACAAGCUGUCUGGAGUGACGUUAUGUCACGUGGCGUGACUUUGCUUGUUGAGGCACGUUGGGCAGGAUGGGGGCCGAUGCGCCUGGGUGUCCGGGGCCUGAGGGGGGCGGACGGUCAUUUGAGACAGACUCGGUGUCUCUAGCCUGGCACCAUGUGAAUGGGACACGUUAGCGGGGUCCUGCCAGAAGCAGCCGGGGCUGUGGAGUCAGGGCUCAGGGAGGUGACACAGCCGGAGCUGAGAUUCUGAUGCUCAUCUGUCUCCAGAAGCCCCGGCAGGGGUCCCGGGCACAGGGCACACCUUCCCCUGCCUGCCCCUUCCCAAGGAGCUGCCGGGCUUGACCUGGCAGAUGCUCGCAAGACGAAGAGGCCCACGUCCCAGAAGGAAGACUGAGGCCGGAAGGGUCCAGGGCGUGGAAUGUCGGGGAGAAGACGGCUGGCUCCCGGGGAGAGGGAGGGGAGGGAGGACGGGACACGGGGACAGGACACUCAGAGUCGGCGCUGAGGUAAAGGGCCUCUGGGGUGGGGCACGUAGAAGGUCCAAGCCUGCAAGUGAACUCAGGGGGUUUGUCCCGAGGGCUGAGGAACUCGGGUGCGUGCGUGCUAACGGUGGGCAGCCAGGCACGCGGGGGCCCUGGAGGGCCCCGGCCCAGGCGAAGUUCCAGCCCCACCUGCAGGCCCUGAUUGGUGGCAGUGUCCGCGUCAGGGCCACAGCAGGCGGCUGAUCAGCACAUCAUUUGCGGAGGCCACACCUCCCCACCCGUCCGCCUGGGUCUGCCCGGGUGGCACAGGGGGGCUGGGCGCGACCCGGCUGGCCCGGAUUAGUGGCCAGCUGUCUCCUCCAGGGCGGUAGCUGAAACCCAAGACAGGGAUUAGAAAGGGUUUCCACCCAGCCUGGUGGUGGGGGUGCGGUUCCCAGGCCGCACCUGUGCAGGUGUGUGCGGGCGGCUGCCUCUGCAGGGCAGGGCAAGGGCCGAGGUCAGCCAGCCACCUGGCCUCAGUCUGGUCCUCCUGACCUGCGGACUCCUCGGGUGAGCCCUGGGGCUGAUGACCUUCGGACCCCGAGCACUCUCUCUGGACUGAGGCCAGCUUUGAAGAAAGCACUCAGGCCGCCAAGGUCGCCCGCGACAGGGCAGAGGAACGACCUUACCCCGUCUUGUCCCUCUCCCUCCCCAACAGUCCAAGAGUGACCUUAGCCCCCAGACUCACAAG
Messenger RNA from Diceros bicornis minor, 3546 nucleotides. It is a transcript of the gene USHBP1, whose product is annotated as USH1 protein network component harmonin binding protein 1. The record is from RefSeq and is a predicted model, not a curated record. Lineage: Eukaryota; Metazoa; Chordata; Mammalia; Perissodactyla; Rhinocerotidae. The coding region runs from base 198 to 2285 and encodes 695 amino acids. The transcript is spliced from 12 exons.